CGGCCCUGAGGACGUGUGCGCGCUGCCUUCGCGGCUCCUGGGCCUUGAGAUGCGCGGCUCGCGGGCCCGUGCCAGCUCCAGGUGCGUGAGGAGGAUUUCAAGAACCCAGACAUCUGUGGAGUGUAAGAACACUAUGGAGCUCAUCAGAGUAUAUCACUGAAGAAUAUGAUGGCUGAAACCAAUUUUAAAAUGCUAAAGAUUCAACAGUGUGUAGUAGCCAACAAACUACCUAGAAACAGGCCAUAUAUUUGCAAUAUUUGCUUCAAGCAUUUUGAAACACCCUCAAAAUUAGCGAGGCAUUAUCUCAUUCAUACUGGUCAAAAGCCAUUUGAAUGUGAUGUGUGUCAUAAAACCUUUAGACAACUAGUUCAUCUGGAACGACAUCAACUAACUCAUAAUCUGCCUUUUAAAUGUAGUAUUUGUCCACGCCACUUUAAGAAUCUGAAGACAUUCGUGAAGCACCAACAGCUUCACAAUGAAACUUACCAGAAUGAUGUUAAACAGGUCAGAAGACUGCUGGAGGCCAAGCAAGAAAAGCCAGUGUAUGGAAUGUAUCAUGCUCUUACCACAGAGGAGAGAUGGGCAUUACACCCGUGCUCCAAGUCUGAUCCUACACACAGCCCUACAAAGAAAAAAAAGAACAUUCACGCGUGUACAAUCUGUGGCAAGCUGUUCCCCUCACAGUCAAAACUUGAUAGGCACGCACUUAUUCAUACUGGUCAGAGGCCUUUUAAAUGUGUCCUGUGCAGUAAAUCUUUUCGACAGUCAACUCACUUAAAAAUCCACCAACUCACACAUUCAGAGGAAAGACCUUUUCAAUGUUGUUUUUGUCAAAAAGGAUUUAAGAUUCAAAGCAAACUGCUGAAGCAUAAACAAAUCCAUGCCAGGAAUAAGACUUUUCAGACUCUUUCAUUAAAGGUGAAGAGUCCAGAAUCAGGGCCCCUGCCUAAUAAAUUAAAUGCAAAGCAGGAUAGUUUUGAAAAUGGUGAUAUACGUGAAUCUGAGGAGAAUAAUCAACUUGAUGUCCACUCUAUUUAUAUUGUCCCUUUUCAAUGUCCAGAGUGUGAAGAAUGUUUUGAAUCAGAGCAGAUUCUCAAUGGACACAAGUGUUUUCCUGCCAGAAGUGGCAAAAUUCCAAGCAGGCUCAAAAGAAGCUACAACUAUAAAACCAUUGUUAAAAAAAUCUUGGCUAAGCUUAAACGAGCUGGGGGUAAAAAAUUAGAUAAUUUUCGAUCUGAGAAAAAAGUAUUUAAAAACAGUUUCUUGAAAAAUUGUGAACUUAUUUCCGGUGAGCAGAGCCCUGAACAAACCCAGAGAACAUUUAUGGGUUCUCUUGGCAAGCAUGGAACAUAUAAGACAGUUGGCAAUAAAAAGAAGAAAACGUUGACUUUGCCAUUUUCUUGGCAAAAGCACUUCCAGAGCCAAAAUAUGGGAAAAAACGUAAAAGGUAUUCUUACACCAGAGAACAUGUUAACUAUGGAUAAUUCUGUGAAUAAUAAAGAUGUAUCUAUCUAUGGUUCAUCAGGUGAGGAAUUCUUUGAAAACUGUGAAGUGCUUCAGUGUGGUUUUUCAGUUACAAAUGAAAACAUCUAUACUGGACAUAAGGUGUGUCCUUGUGACAAAUGUGAGAAAGUGUUUCCUUCUGUAUCUAAACUACAAAGACACUAUUUAAUUCAUACUGGACAGAGGCCUUUUGGCUGUAAUGUUUGUGGGAAAUCUUUUAGACAGUCAGCUCACCUGAAAAGACAUAAAUUAACUCAUAUUGAUAAGAUUCCAUAUAGAAAAUCUCUUUGCCAAGUAGAAUUGGAAAAUUUGAACAAACUUUUCAUUCAUCAAGGUGAUAAUGUUAACUAUAGUGCUUCCCAGCAAUGUCAGACUCUUGGUUUUCAAAAAUACGAGGUCUCAGAGUCAGAUCAAACAUCAGAAAUAAAAGUGAAGGCAGAAUCAGAGGAUUUCAUUCUUGGUACCCCCUAUAGGAGCAGGCAGCCCUGUCUCUCUAGUGCACUUCUGGAAUCAGAGCAGAGCCAUCAUAGUCAUUGUUGUAGUUAUUCAGGGCGUACUGAGAGGAAUGAUGGCCUUCUUUACCAAUGCAGUGUUUGUUCUAAAAAUUUUAGAUCCCCAUCUAAACUGGAAAGACACUAUCUAAUUCAUGCAGGGCAGAAGCCAUUCGAAUGCUCAGUUUGUGGCAAAACAUUCAGACAGGCUCCUCACUGGAAGAGACAUCAACUUACUCACUUUAAGGAAUGACCACAAGAGAAAAUGGUUGUCUUAAAUUCAGUUAUGUAAUUGACAGACCCACCAACACAUGUGUGGUCUUUCUGGUGACCUUGCUCUUUAGCCUCUAUCAUUUAUAAUGUAUUUUUAUCAAAAGGCCUGCAUUAGAUUGAAUGAUUUCAUAGGCAGUUGCUUGUCUGCAUAGUCAGAGGUAAGAUACAUAGAAAUGUAAUAUGUUUUAGGAACAGCCAAAUUAAUUUUUAGGGGGAAGAACAUGAUUUGAUGCCAUAAAGCAAGUAUUUGUUUUAUUUUAACAUACACUUUGGCUGUAUUGAAAAUGUUGUAAAUCCAUGAUGUAGUACAAAUAAUUCAGCCUCAUUUUUAAAGGAAUUAUUCCUUAAGACACGCCAUCUCCUUUUAUAUAUGCUCAAAAGACUGAGAGGCAAAAAUUGGGUUUUGGCCACUACAGAUAGCCCCACUAUAUUAUUUCAUGUAUUUUACACCUAUGGUUCAAAUACCAUUGCAAAAUUUUUUCUUAUAAGCUAAAAAAUAUAAAGGCAAUAAAAGUGAAAGUGGAUGAGAAAAUAAUAGCAUUAUUUUCAUUGUUCUUUUCCAAGCUGUUUAUUCUUAGGACUCCGGUAGUUUACCCUCCUAUUCUAUAGGUGAUUUGAAUUGUUUUUUUGCCCAGCCUGCUGUUAUCUUUACCCCCAAAAUGUACAAGUAGGAGAGAGGCUAGGAUGCACCUGUAUACAUUUACCAUGUUUAUUUGUCAGGAAUAAUGUUCAAGUGCCAUAAUCUUUUUGAUGAUAUGUACGCAGUGCCAUCUUUUCAGAGGAAUGAAUGCAAUUCAUCUACAUGCUUAUUAAUGAUUGAUAGCAGUAGUUGUAGACUUAAGACUCACCUGUUGAUCUGCAUCUCCAUAAGACUUUUACAUUCACCUUAGCAAAACUUUCUUUUAAUACCUCUUUGAGUGGUCCUAUGACUAAACUAAAUAUUCUGUUAAGUUUGAUCAAACGGCAGUGACUAGGUCUAGUUCUAUUUUUUAUUCCUGUUUUUUUGCAAGAUUCUAAUGCUAAAGAAUGUUAUUUUGAUCAUUAGUAAAUUGUUAUUUUAGUUAGUAAGGUAAUCCCGUAUAGGAAUAAGAUGCUUAUGGAAUUGAGAGUAUCAUUCUAAACAGUACUGUCAUGAUUUGGGGAAUAUUUAAUCAAACUGUAAAAGGCUUGUAAUCACACAUUGUCCUUCACAUUUGCCAUUUUUAAUAAAAUCUUUAAGAAUGACAUUUCCUAGCAAUAAGAGAAAGUAACCAUUAUCUUUCUAAGGUGAAAAGAACAGGUGGGUAUUUAUCCUAGCACUCUCAGAUAUAUGUAGUGACAAGCCCUCUACUGAGAAUGGAUAAAGGAACAAUUUUACAUUGUACUGUAAUAAUUGUCUUUGUGGGGGGGGGAGGAGAAGUCAGUCUGCUUUUACAAGUGAAUUUUGAGAAACUUGGGUUUAAUUCAUAGAGAUUAAACUUAACAGUACAGAUAAAAGCCCAACGAUGUACAAAUGUGCAGGAGAAUCGUGUUUUAAAGAAUAAUUUCUCUUAUGUUUCCUUGAGAUGUGUUCCUCCAGUGCAAACAAGGUGAUGUUUUAUAAAAUUUGCUUUACACAGAACUUUUUAAGAACACAUCUAUUACAUAAAAGCAAGGGAUAAUUAGUUCAUGUUUUCCAAGAAUAAAGGGUCAAGGGUUUUUUUCUUUAAUAUGUCUGAAAUUAUAUAUUUGGGAAUUUUCCUAAGCUAUUUAUGUAAUUUUAUUUGAAGUAAAUGUCUCAUAUACUCCUUUCCCAACCCUAACAGGAGAAUCCUAACAGUGUUGUGCUUGUAUGAUUAUUAGACUUUAUUUGCCUAAGUGAUACUACUAUACAUUUUUUUUUUGGCCCAUGCCUUUUUAAGCUGUUUCAUAUUGAAAGUUGGAAUAUUGUAAAAAUUUUGUCGAAGAGGUACUGUAGUGCUAUUUGAAGUACCUGUAACGAAAUACUUAUUUACUUUUAUUAUCACUUCAAGCUGUGGAAACUUUAUAGGAAUGAAAAUAAACUGUAUACAUCCAUGAUAAACUGUAUACAUCCAUGAUAAGAAGUUUAAACAUUAGAUGUUAAAUGAUGACUUGCUGCAUGCUAGAACUGUUAUUAUUGUUGAAUCAAUUACUUUGGUUUUCUGAAAAAAAUAAACUUUUAAAUAUCUGUAAAGAAAGAAGAAUUUUUGUUUGGGCAAUUCCAGGCUGUAGCAUGAUUAUUUACUGAAGUAGUUUGAUUGAGUUAGUGAAAUUAUUGCUUCUUGUUUUGUACUGCAAUAGGGCCUAUUAGGACAAAAUGUGUGUUGAAGGAAAGUAGAUGGUGAUUCUUGAAAAAUUCAAAUUUUAGAAUAUUUUAAAAAUAAAGUUUCAAAUUACACAGUUUGAACUUUUUUAAAAGGGAAAAUCACAUAAUACAGGAACAAGGUACUGAUUGCCA
Lagenorhynchus albirostris (white-beaked dolphin) is the source of this 4704-nucleotide messenger RNA. RefSeq names its product zinc finger protein 770 (gene ZNF770). Gene Ontology annotation, molecular function: DNA-binding transcription factor activity; RNA polymerase II cis-regulatory region sequence-specific DNA binding. NCBI's taxonomy places the organism in Eukaryota, Metazoa, Chordata, Mammalia, Artiodactyla, Delphinidae. The transcript is spliced from 2 exons. Bases 166 to 2247 code for a protein of 693 amino acids. Gene Ontology annotation, biological process: regulation of transcription by RNA polymerase II. The record is from RefSeq and is a predicted model, not a curated record.